Lactuca saligna is the source of this 543-nucleotide messenger RNA. The record is from the annotation of a GenBank genome assembly. NCBI's taxonomy places the organism in Eukaryota, Viridiplantae, Streptophyta, Magnoliopsida, Asterales, Asteraceae.
AUGCCAAAAGUCUCGAUGCCUCUACUAAAGAUGUGGAAUAUUCCGAUAAGACUCUUCGUCCGCACUGAAAUUCAGGCUGAUAAUGAUGAGUUGCAAUCUUUCAUUGCUUCUCGGCUUGCUAAGCUUCAAGAUGACCUUGUUAUUGAGAAUUCUCUUCUGGAUAAACUUGAGGUGAAAACUAAGAAGAUCAAAGUUCUUUCUGUUCAACUUUCGCUUGCACAACAGCAAAACGAUGAGCUUAAGUCUAAAAAGCUCGCUUUCGAAACAAGGGGAGAAGUCAAGAAACUAGUUUAUGAUUUUGGUGAACAAGAACAGAAACCGACUCCAAACGAUUUGAAGGGUAAUGAAGCUUCAGGGUCGAAAGGGAAAGGAAAGUUGAUCGAUGAUGAAGAGGAUGAAGGUGAAAAGCUCAAACGAAAGUCUCACGAUAAAGAUCUUGAUGAAUACCUACGAAUUACGAGAGAAGUUGAUGCUCGUGAUGCACAGGUAACAUUGGAAACUCAAAAGAUUCUUUUCCCUCACUGGACUGUGGGCGGAUUAUGA